This is a messenger RNA of Aureobasidium musti, 1020 nucleotides long. NCBI's taxonomy places the organism in Eukaryota, Fungi, Ascomycota, Dothideomycetes, Dothideales, Saccotheciaceae. The record is from the annotation of a GenBank genome assembly.
GCGGGAGUUAUAGGACUCGAUGUAGCUCUCAUUCUUGCCGAGAAUGGUUACGGCCAUCAUACCACCGUCGUUGCACAACAUUUGCCUGGAGACACCUCCGUCGAUUACACCUCUCCCUGCGAUAAGAACGCCCUGAUCUGGGACAAGGCUGGCUACAAACGCCUCAUGAAACUUGCUGCGACAGAAGGACCUGAAGCUGCCAUCAGAAAAACACCAUCAUAUGAAUACUGGGAUGAGAAGCCGCCAGAGCAGAAGCUGACCUCUCUUGCGGACUACCUUGAGGAUUUUGCUGUCUUGCGUCGCGAUCAGCUCAUCCCAGGUACCGCUUUUGGCGUCUCAUUCACGACGGUCACCAUCAAUGCACCUCGCCACAUACAGUAUCUGAGAAAGAAGCUCGAGAGUUUCGGUGUUCGAUUCUUCCGUCGCAAGAUUGAGCAUCUGAACCACGCCUUCCUUAGCAACCAGACCAAGGUUGUGUUCAACUGCAUAGGCAAUGCCGCUCGCCACUUGCCAGGUGUCCAAGACUCCAAGUGUUACCCUGUCAGGGGACAAAUCUUGCUCACACGCGCACCACAAAUUGAAGCGAAUGUCAUGCGACAUGGAAAGGACUAUGAGACCUACAUAAUCCCGCGACCAUUUUCGAACGGUAAUGUCAUCCUUGGUGGCUUCAUGCAGAAGAACAACAGUACUGGAGAUACAUUUGCCCACGAGGUCGAGUCCAUUUGGCAAAGAACUUCGACUCUCGAACCAUCAUUGAAUGUGCCUGAGACAGAGAUACUCGCGACCUUCGCAGGGCUUCGGCCUGGCAGAGAAGGUGGCGCACGCAUUGAGAUGGAAGAGAGGCGUACUGGACAUAUGGUUGUUCACAACUACGGAGCUGGAGGAACAGGAUAUCAAGCUGGACUCGGAAUGGCAACCGAGGCUGUCGGUCUUGCUCUGCCUCAUCUCCUCAAAAGCGUGAAGACCGCGGAUACUGUCGACCUGAUGGCGGCUGAGAGACAAGCCACUCGGCCGAGCUUG